Messenger RNA from Electrophorus electricus (electric eel), 3036 nucleotides. It is a transcript of the gene tubgcp2, whose product is annotated as tubulin gamma complex component 2. Gene Ontology annotation, molecular function: microtubule minus-end binding; gamma-tubulin binding. The record is from RefSeq and is a predicted model, not a curated record. Gene Ontology annotation, biological process: spindle assembly; mitotic cell cycle; cytoplasmic microtubule organization. Gene Ontology annotation, cellular component: spindle pole; gamma-tubulin complex; microtubule organizing center. Lineage: Eukaryota; Metazoa; Chordata; Actinopteri; Gymnotiformes; Gymnotidae.
UGGCACUGUGACAUUAGCUACGAGCUCCUGCAAACCAGCAACAGAGGGUACUGAUGUGAAGACAUGAGUGAAUUUAGGAUACAUCACGAUGUCAACGAAUUGCUCAGUCUCCUCCAUGUUCGAGGAGGCGACGGGGCCGAGGUGUAUAUUGAUUUGCUGCAGAAAAACAGGACCCCUUACGUUACCACAACAGUGUCUGCACACAGCGCUAAGGUGAAGAUUGCAGAACAUUCAAAAACACCUGAGGACUUUUUGAGGAAAUAUGAAGAGCUGAAGUCAAAAAAUGCACGCAACUUAGACCCCCUAGUUUACCUUCUUUCUAAGCUUACUGAAGACAAAGAGACUCUGAAAUGCCUGCAACAGAAUGCCAAGGAGAGAUCAGAAAUGUCCACAAAUGUGACAUCAAGCAGCAUGACAUCCUACACCAUUCCCACAACCAGCAGCAAGAUGUCCGUGCAGGAACUGGAGGAACUGCGGAAAAAGCUGGGGAACGUCACAGCAAGUGCCAGCAUUCCGCAGUCUGCUGAGGUGACCCGUAAGAUGCUAAGAGACAGGCACAACAAGAAGAACCCCACACAGACUAUUCCUGUGUUUCCGAACUGGGUGUAUGACAGGCCUGCACUGAUUGGAGAUUUUAUCACUAGCCUUACUCCAAUAGGAGACCCAGUUGUGGCUAUUGGUACAAUGCCCCUGGCUGUUCAGGAGCAGGCUCUAGUUGAGGACCUGCUAUAUGUGCUCAUUGGUGUGGAUGGCAGAGACAUCACAGCCCAGCCAGUACUUGGCAGACAGUGUCGCUCCUUCAUAGUGGACCCUUCGUUGGACAUGUCCAUUAAAGAGCUUGUGAACCGGAUAUUACCAGUGGCAUCCUCUUAUUCCACUGUCACACGCUUCACGGAGGAGAAGUCUUCCUUUGAGUAUGGCCAGGUAAACCAUGCACUCACUGCGGCGAUGAGGACCCUGAUGAAGGAGUACCUCAUUCUGGUCACCCAGCUGGAGCACCUGCACCGGCAGGGCAUGCUUUCCUUGCAGAAGCUCUGGUUCUACAUCCAGCCCACCAUGCGCACUAUUGAGGUCCUGGCCUCCAUUGCUACUUCAGUGGACAAAGGAGAAUGUAUGGGUGGCUCAACAUUAAGUCUGCUUCAUGACCGUACCUUUAACUACACUGGGGAUAGCCAGGCCCAGGAGCUGUGCCUCUACCUUACCAAGGCAGCCAGUGUCCCAUACUUUGAAAUCCUGGAGAAGUGGAUAUAUCGGGGAAUCAUCAAAGAUCCAUAUGGUGAGUUCAUGGUUGAAGAACAUGAGCUUCAGAAAGAGAAGAUCCAAGAGGACUACAAUGACAAAUACUGGGAUCAGAGAUACACCAUUGUCCAGCACAAAAUCCCGUCUUUCCUUCAAAAAAUGGCAGAUAAAAUACUAAGCACAGGGAAGUACCUGAAUGUUGUGCGGGAAUGUGGACGUGAUGUAACUUGUCCAGAUGCUAAGGAGGUUCUUUACACUCUGAAAGAGAGAGCUUAUGUGGAACAAAUAGAAAACGCCUACAACUAUGCCAGUAAGGUGCUUCUGGACUUUCUCAUGGAGGAGAAGGAGUUGGUUUCUCGACUACGGUCUAUUAAGCACUACUUUUUGAUGGACAAGGGAGACUUCUUUGUACACUUCAUGGACCUGACAGAGGAGGAGUUGAAAAAGCCUGUCGAUGACAUUAUACCUCCUCGGCUAGAGGCUCUGCUGGAGUUGGCUCUGAGGACGAGCACAGCCAAUACAGACCCCUUCAAAGAUGACCUAAAGAUCGACCUGAUGCCCCACGAUGUCAUUACUCAGCUGCUGCGGGUCCUGGCCAUAGAGACCAAGCAAGAGAAGGCCAUCAUCAAUGCUGAACCCACUGAGGUGGCCCUGAGUGGUCUGGAGGCUUUCUCUUUCGACUACAUCGUCAAAUGGCCAUUGUCACUCAUAAUCAACCGAAAAGCACUGACACGAUACCAGAUGCUCUUCAGGCAUUUGUUUUACUGCAAGCAUGUUGAGAGGCUCCUCUGCAAUGUGUGGAUCAGUAACAAGUCUGCCCAGCAGUGCUCCCUACACUCAACUAAGUGGUUUGCUGGGGCAUUUGCACUCAGGCAGCGCAUGUUGAACUUUGUGCAGAACAUCCAGUAUUACAUGAUGUUUGAGGUCAUGGAACCAACAUGGCACGUCAUGGAGAAAAACCUGAAAUCAGCUUCUAACAUUGACGAUGUCCUUUGCCAUCACACAAGUUUCUUGGAUAAUUGUCUGAAGGACUGCAUGCUGACCAACCCUGAGCUUCUGAAGAUCUUCUCCAAGCUCAUGUCUGUCUGUGUCAUGUUCACCAACUGCAUGCAGCGAUUUACCCAGAGCUUGAGGAUGGACAGAGAGAUGAACCGUUUAUCUCUGGAGCAUGGGACCAUGGAGGGUCCUCCAACGCAAAGCGAACGCACUGAAGAGUCCGAGAAGAAAAGUCUCACAUACAAGUUUUUGGCCGAGCAUGUAGACUCCCUGCAGUCAGACUCAGGAUUUGAGGGCACCAUUAGUAAGUUUGACAGUAACUUCAGCACCCUAUUGUUGGACCUGCUGGACAAGCUUAGCAUCUACAGCACCAACGACUGUGAGCACAGCAUGAUCAACAUCAUCUACAGGCUGGACUUCAAUGGAUUCUACACUGAACGACUAGAGCGGAUGGCCGUUGAGAGAAGUCAGAAAACCUCUGCAUAGAUAAGGACAAAAGACUAUAACAAACAGCAAUAAAGAGAACGCUGUUCAAUCAUCUUAGCAUGUAUAAGGUAUUUAUUAUUAAUUGACCUGAACCUCUACUCAUUUUCAGUGUUAUAAAAUAGUUUUUUUUUUUUUUUUAAUGUACAGUAAAUGUUGUCAAAUAUAGCUGAAUAACUUAGUAGUUUGAUGUCUUUCUACAGGAUGUGUAGCUUGAUGUUGUAUUGAAACAUCUGGAAGAAAAUGUUGUUAUUUAUGAGUCAUAUAUAAAGUCUUCUUUUUUAAUGUCAUUCCAAUAAACCUCUAUGACAAAUUUGA